Molecule: messenger RNA, 13716 nt
Organism: Trypanosoma cruzi
Lineage: Eukaryota; Euglenozoa; Kinetoplastea; Trypanosomatida; Trypanosomatidae
Product: calpain-like cysteine peptidase, putative
Exons: 1
Coding region: 1-13716 (4571 amino acids)
Biological process (GO): proteolysis
Cellular component (GO): cytoplasm
Molecular function (GO): calcium-dependent cysteine-type endopeptidase activity
Source: RefSeq, a predicted model, not a curated record
AUGGCUGUAGCAGUUAGUGCUGAAGCUCCAGACAGCGACAAGGUGUUCCAUGACACCGUCUUCAUGGAAAAAAACAAGCAUAUCUCCGACCGGUGGGUUCGCAUUGCCGAACUGUACCCAGACGGCAUCAGCCAGCCUCUCCUUCCAGCGGAAUUUUCCCGUGAGCAGUUCGGACAGGGCAAUCACUACGAAUGCUUCAUGCUCACAGCCCUGUCCACUCUGGUGCGCUUCCCCAGCGUAAUCCAGAACUGCUUCGUCUCCAAGCACGUUCGACGUGACGGGCGUUACACAUUCCAGUUUUUCCGUGGCAGGGAGUGGGUGAAGGUGGAGAUUGACGACCAAAUCCCACUGGAGGAGGACGGGGAGCUUUACAUUCGCUCGCCCACGGGGCACUGGUGGCCCCUGCUCCUUGAAAAGGCCUAUGCAAAGUUUUAUACCGGCUACGAGAAUCUUGAGGGCUGCACACUGCAGGAGACGUACCACGACCUGACUGGCAAUCCCGUGCUCAACAUCCCCAUUGACGCGAAGCUUGCCAAGGCCGCUGGAGCGGACGUAACGGAGGGCCACUACUGGCUGGAUUUGGCGCAGAAGAUUCAAUCCGGACAGUUCGUGGCCUCUGUAUUAACCAAGGACAUGGAGACUGAGAGUAUGGGUAUUCAGCGCGAGCAGCAGUAUGGUGUGCUCGAGAUCUUCUCGAUGACAGGCACAUCGUCUGUGAACGACAUUGUUAUCCAUUUGCACAAUCCCUUCGAGGAUGAGGAGUUCAUCUACACAGGUCCCCUGAAUAGCAAGGAUUCACACUGGACGCCCAAGUUACGCGCCAAAUACAGUGUGGACGAUGAACGCUCCAUCUUUCUUCCACUCAGCACAUUUUUGAAGAUUAUUAAUUCCAUGCAACUGUGCUAUGUUUCUACGAUAGAUGGCGAUGCCACAUACUUUGAUGACGAAUGGAAAGGUGAGACUGCAGGCGGUAACCCCACAUGUGUUACAUGGCGCAAAAAUCCCCUAUAUAGUGUCAGAAACACUGGAAAAAACCCACUGCGGCUCGUGGUGAUGAUCAAGCAAGAGGAUCAGCGACGGUUUAUUAUCAGUGUUGGUAAGUUACAAUACCUUCAUUGCGAUGCAAUCUUUGUCCAAAAUACAAGUGCCAAUGCAAUACCCACCCAUAACGUCACUGGCAACAACCACAAGCCCAUUUGCAAGAGUUUGUUUCUGAAUUCUCGUGAGGUGGCGAAUGCCGUUACGGUUCCCCCUAAUUCUCUAUGUUAUCUUGUGCCCUCAUGCAUGUCAAAGGGAUCUGAAUCAAAAUUCACCAUUGCCCUGUAUCACAUGGUUGGGGAAGAAUACAGCAGUCUCACGAUCAAAAAGCUUAGCGUCCCCGAGAUGGAUUGGGACCAUCCUGCUGAAGGGCACGUGGAGUUGGAGCAAAAGCAAAAGGAUCGUGUGGACUUCUAUGUUGACCAAGAAACCGACGUCCACAUACUGUUGCAUCAGGAAAAGCCGUAUUCCAGUGCGACUGGCGGCGACGCCAUGGCCCAAGACUAUAUGGGCAUGUACCUGUACGACGACGCGGACCGCAAAAUUGGUGGUGUGCACGCUGCAACAAACUUCAGGGAAACAGGCAUCGUCUAUCACCUUCCCCGAAGCGGCCGCUACGCUCUCUCCGUCACAUGUCCACGUGCGAAGGGAAAGGUGCCCGCGCUCAUCACGAUUGUCGCCUCCUAUUCAGCCAACAGUCGUCUCGUCGAAGCCCCAGAGGAUGCAGGCAUGUUUGAAGAUGAGGACGAUGACAUCGACGAGGGAGAGGAGUCUGCGGCACGGAAUAACCCCAUCGACUACAUGCCCGUCAAUAUGCCUCCGUCAAAGAUUACGGAGCUUCCUGACAGCACAACGCCGUUUGAGGACAAGCGGUUUAUGGUCGACAACAAGAUUAUCACGAAUGAUCCAUGGAUCCACAUUGGUGACUUGUAUCCGGAGGGCAAGACACUGCCGCUUCUUCCCGAUAAACUUAGCCGUGACCAGUUUGAGCAGGGCGAGCACUUCGAGUGCUGCUGCCUUACGGCCUUCGCGACACUUGUGGAUCACCACCCCGAUGUACUCUGCAACGUGUUUGUGACAAAGGAGGUGCGAAAGGAUGGUCGCUACACCUUCCAGUUUCACAGGUAUGGCCAGUGGGUGAAGGUCGAAAUCGACGACCGUAUUCCGCUGACGAAGCAGCAGACCUUGUUCUGCCGCUCCCCCACACGGCACUGGUGGCCUCUGCUGUUGGAGAAGGCGUGCGCCAAGUUCUACACAUUGUACCAGAACCUCGAGGGGUGCACACUGCAGGAGCUGUACUACGACUUUACUGGUUGUCCCGUGAUGAACAUUCCGACCGACCUGAAACUCGCGAAGUCUGCCAUGUAUUCAGUUGACGACCCGGAGUUUUGGCUUGACCUUAAUGAAGAUUUGAAGAACUGCGCCUAUGGAGCUACUGCACGUUCAGGGAUCGGAAGCAAUUUGGGAAUUCAAGAAGACCAGACGUAUGGUAUUCUUUCUGUCAUCUCCACAAGAAAUUCGGUUAACCCCGAGCUUUCGGACUUGUUGGUUAUGAUUUACAAUCCGUUUGUUGAGGCCGUCUACACUGGUCCUAUGAACAAUGAGGAUAUACGAUGGACCCCGGAAUUGCGUUCCAUGCACUCUCCUGAGCAACGGGAUACAAUCUACAUGCCCGUUGGUAUGUUUCUUGAGACUUUUUCCAGCAUAGAGAAGGUUCUGAUUCGUGGUGUGGCGUUACCUGGUUGGCAUUUCAGCAGCGAGUGGGGUGAGGGCACGAAUGGCGGCAACCCUACUCUUGUGACAUGGCGCGAGAAUCCACUUUAUGUGGUGCGAAACAAUUCUGAGGAGCCAUUGCAGAUCAUGGCCAUGAUUGGUCAGCCGGACCAACGACACAAACUUCACCUAUUGCCACAACAGGAGUUAGAUUAUAUUCAAUGCGGUCUGGUGCUCUCGCAGUGCACAUCCAGCAGCCACCUGGCGACUUAUUUGGUGACCGGCAAUAACCACCGAAUUGUGCACAAGGGGCUUUUCAUUGACUCCCGCGAAUCGGCAAACCUUGUUACGGUGCCUCCCAAGUCUCUCUGCUAUCUUGUUCCGAGUGCCAUGUUUCGCGACAAGAGCAAGUUUUUGCUUUCGUACUGGUACCAGAAGCCGGCUGAUGAGAAGCAAAUGAAGCUUGUGCGACUGAACGUUGACGUUGCGCGCCACCUUCCUGCCAUUGAGCAUCUCGAGUUGAGGAGCAGGGAGAAGGACCGUGUGGACUUUCUUGUUGAUGUUCCCACCGACAUCCACAUUCUUCUGCAGCAGGAGAAGCCGUUUAGAUCGUCCAAUGGCGGUGACGCGAUGGCCGAGGAUUUCAUUGGCAUCUAUCUUUACGACGGCGAGGACAAGCGCAUUCAAGGCGUUACAUCAGCGACAAACUACCGGGAGAUAGGCAUUGUGCAUCAUCUCCCUGCCUCUGGCCGGUACGCUCUCUGCGCCACGUGUCCGCGUGGCAAUGGCGUUGUGCCGUGCAAGGUGGAGGCUGUCGGCGUGGAGUCGGCACACGUACGCAUCACGGACCCUCCCGACGACGCUAGAGAGCUUGGGGAAGUGGACCUGGACUUUCUUGACGUGGAACCGGAGUCCGUUCCGCUUGAUGAUCUUGCACUGCAUGAUGACGAGGCUUUUAAGGGCCUGCUUGCCGAGUUGAAGAAGUUACACAAGGACCCUGAAGGAAAUGCGGACGAGAUCAGUGCCGUUGAGAAUCAGAUAAACGAUCAUGCACACAUUCUGGCAAAGAAGAUUCUCGGAAAGGAUCGAGCAAGGUACCUCCCUGGGCGCGACCUUGAUUUGUUGAAUCCCAUUCUUGACUCCAAUGUUGACUACAUGGAUAGCGAACGCAAUCGGUAUGGACUGAAGAAGGACCCACGAAAUGCGACCAAGGUGCAAUUUGUCGAAGAGGUCCUCCAGAAGAAGGCGGAUGCCAUUGCUGAGAAAGCCAAAGAGCCCGACAUUCUAUUUCUUGACCCGGCACCGGAGGGCAUUCCUAUUCAGGACAUGCUUCUUAUGGGGGAUUCUGCAUUUGCCGCAUCUGCGCGUGAGCGCAUGAAACUGAAGAGUAAUCCUGUUGCGAAUGCGAGCAAGAUCAGUGCCCUUGAGGAGGAGAUGGAUCAACGUGCUCAUGUAUUGGCUAAGCAGUUGCGUGCCAAAGAGCGCACUUUCCUUGAUCCAGAGCCUGAGGGUGUUCCACUUGAGUUGCUUUCAUUAAAUGAAAAUGAGGCCUUUCAGGAAUUGGAGCGAGAGCUUCGUGCCCUAAAUCGCAAACCCCGGAAGGAUGCCAAAGCAAUAGUUGCUCUAGAAAAUGAUUUGCUUGACCGAACAAACGUGCUUGCCAAGGAGCUAAAGGAAAAUGAGCGGAACAUCUUUUUGGAUCCACAGCCUGAGGGUGUGCCGGUGUCUGAGCUGUCGUUGGAUUUAGACGAGCCGUUUCACACGAUGGAGGUGGAACGUCUACGCCUUCGCCACGAGGACCCGCGCGCAAAUGUGACGAAAGUAAAGGAGCUGGAAAAUGCAUUGAAUGACCGUGCGCAGGAGUUGGCGCAGGUAAUUUUAAGAGCAGACCGUGCAUUUCUUGACAAGAAUCCCCAGGGUGUUCCCUUGGACAUCCUUCCGCUGGACACGGAUCCCAAGUUCCGCAAACUAGAGGCCGAGCGCGCGAAGCUAAAGGCGCAGGAUCCCCGGCGCAAUGGGAGGCUGAUAUUAGACCUGGAAAACGCAAUGGCCGAUCGUUGUCAUGAACUUGCUGCUGAUCAGCUGCGUGAGGACCUGACUGGUGUUGAUGUGCUGCCUCGUGAUAUACCCCUUGAAUUGCUUCUGCCUCACAGCGACCCGACGUUUUCGGCGUUGGUGGAUGACCUUCGGGCUCUGAAAAAGGACCCCGAGGAGAACGCGGAUGCCAUCGAGACGGUCCUCUGUGCGAUGAAUGAUCGUGCAGACGAUUUGGCGGCAGCACAGCUUGACCGUGGUUUCUUGAAUCAAGCCCCUGCGGGUGUUCCUCUGGAGAUUCUGCCGCUGGACUCAGAUGCCGAAUUCCAUUCGAUGGAGACGGCACGUGUGAAGCUUAAGCUGAGUGAUCCCCGGCGUAACGCGAAGAAGAUUAGGGACCUCGAGGAAGAAAUGAACGCUCGGGCGCAUGAGCUGGCGAAGGACCAACUUGCGGAAGACCUUGCUGGAGUGGAUGCUGCGCCGGAGGGUAUUCCCUUGUCACUGCUAAAGUUGACGGAAGACGGGGUCUUUGCGUCAAUGGUUCCGUGGCUGCGUGAGCUGAAAAAGGAUCCUGAGGCAAAUGCUGAGCAAAUCCGAAACUUGGAGGACAAGAUGAACAACCGAGCGUACGAGCUUGCUGAUGCGCUGUUAGAGGGUGAUCGCGGUUAUCUGGACGCCGCGCCAGAGGGCGUACCGCUUGAGGAGCUCCCGUUAACAAAUGACGAUGUCUUUGCCUUGAUGGAGGUGGAGCGUGCGAAGCUUAAGGCGCAAGAUCCAAAGCGUAAUGCUGCAAGGGUGGCAGAAUUGGAGUUGCAGUUAAAUGAGAUGGCAGCCAAGCUUGCGAGGAAUGUUCUUGCGGAAGACCUCAAAGGCUUUGCCAGCCAGUACGAGGGGGUUGCUACGGAGCAACUGAAGCCCCACAACGACCGAGAGUUUGCUUCUUUGGUGCCGGAGCUUCGUCGUCUAAAGAAGGAGGGCCCGAAGAAUGUACUUCGGAAUCACAUGGAGGAAAUGGACAACCGUAUCCGUGAGAUUGCGAAGGAAUUUUUGGAUGGCAAUCUUUGGUUCCUUGACAAGGUGCCUGAGGGCGUCCCGCUGGAGUACGUGCCGCUGGCGGGUGACGAGAAGUUUGAGGAAUUGCGUCAUGAGCGAGCGGCACUCAAGGCGGAUGAGCCACGGAAAAAUGCUGAUCGCAUCAAGGAGUGCGAGGAUGCCAUGAAAAAGAGGUCCCAUGAGCUUGCUCGAGAUGUGAGGGAAAGGGACCUUGACGGAAUCGAAAGGAAGCCGUACGACAUUCCACUGGAUUGUCUGCCGCUUCGCGAGGACCCCGUCGCCUCCAAACUUAUUUCAAGGCUGCGUGAGGCGAAGAAAGGCGUGGCCAGCCCCGCAGGGAAGGGGGCAGUUUCCAAACUUCAGGAUGAGUUGGGCGAGCGCGCGCGUGGGCUUGCGUGGGACGCGCUUGCUGGUGACCGCGGGAAAUACCUGGAUAAUAAUCUUGAGGGCGUUUCCUUGAGCUGCCUUCCACUGGACACGGACCCUCAGUUCCACGGCCUGGAGGUGGAACGCGCGCAAUUAAAGCUUGCGGAUCCUCGAGGGAAUGCGAAGAGGAUUGAGGAUGCUGAGGAACGGCUCAAUGACCGCGCCCGUGAACUGGCACGGAAGCAGCUAGAGGAUGAUAUUGCUGGGUUGGACCUGUCGUCCGUAGACAUGCCAAUGGACGUGUUGCGUCCGCACCGUGACGCAGAGUUUACCGACGCUGCUGUGAGGCUUCGCGAACUGAAAAAGGAUCCGCGCAGAAACGAGAAAAAGAUAAGGGAUUUGGAAAAGGGCAUGAGCGAACGUGUUGGAGAGCUUAUGCGGGAGGUGCUGGAGGGAGAUCGCGCGUUUCUCGAUCCGGAUCCUGAUGGCGUUCCUCUCUCCGACCUUCCAAUCAACGAGGACCAAACCUUUCGUGCGAAGGAGGUGAAGCACGCGGAACUAAAGGCGAGGGAUCCCGUCAAGCAUGCUGAUGCGAUUGCGGCGCUAGAGAACGAGUUGAACCAACGCGCGCAUGAGUUGGCCUUGGAUCAGCUCAAAGAGGAUCUUCGGGACCUGGACGAUACACCGCAGGGCGUUCCGAUCGCGUUGCUGCGCCCCCAUGAUGAUGCAAGCUUUGCCUCCAGCGUGCCCAUGCUACGACGGCUCAAAAAGGACCCGACUCGGAAUGCCGAAGCAAUACGAGCCCUAGAAAACAAACUUGAGGGCUACGUGGACGAGAUGGCGCAUGAUUUUUUGCGUGCUGACCGCGACUCAUAUCUUGACCCCGCGCCAUUGGGUCAUCCAACAGCCACGCUGCCGCUGGACAAAGAUUCUGAGUUUAAGACCUUGGAGGCCAGACGGCUUGAGCUGAUGCUCGAUCCGAGGCGCAACAAGGAGGAAGUAGCUGAGUUGGAGGAAGCGCUGAACGCACGCGCCACCAAGCUUGCGGAGGAAAUGUUAAGGAACGACCGCGCUUUCCUUGAAAGGGAGCCUGAGGGCGUGCCUCUGCGUUAUAUGCAUCUGGAUGAGCACAGACAGUUUCACGAGCUGGAGGUCAAACGCGCCGCGCUGAAGGCAAAGGACCCCGUCCGCAACGCGAAGGCAAUCAAGGAUAUCGAGGACGAACUGAACGACCUCGUGCAUGAGCUGGCGAGGGACCAAAUGGCGGAGGAUCUGCGAGGUGUGGAUCCGGCUCCCCGUGGUAUCCCGAUUAACUUGCUGCGGCCGCUCGACGAUCCGAAGUUCAACGAACUGGUGGAGGAGCUUCGUGCGCUGAAGGCCUCCCCCACAGUCAACCCUAACAGGUUGCACGCCCUGGAAGCUGAAAUGAACAACCGCGCCGGCGAGCUAGCGGAGAGGGCGCGGCUUGGCUGCCGCGACAAGCUGGACCCCUAUCCUGAGGGUCUUCCGCUGGAGAAGCUUCCGUUGGAUGAGGACGAGACAUUCUCCCAGAUUGAGCUGGAGAUGGCGGGACUGAAGCUUGCUGAUCCUGCAAGGAACGCGGCUCGCGUCGCUAAUCUGGCGGAAAAAUUGAACGACCGUGCGUUGGAUAUUGCUCGUGCGGUGAAGAAAAAGGAUCUUGAGGGUCUGGAGGAGGCUCCGCGUGGGAUUCCGCUGGUACUUUUGAGACCGCACAACGAUGAGGUCUUUGCGUCUCUGGCCAACGAGGCGCGCGGUGAUGGGAGCAGGUCCAGGAGUCUUUUGUCGCCUGCUGCUGCUGACGCGCUGAACGAACGGGCCAGGGAACUUGCGGAUCAGCUUCUACAGGGUGAUCGCGGCUUUCUUGAACGCGACCCCGAAGGCAUUCCACUGAGCGUGCUGCCCUUGGACACUGACCCUGUCUUCCGCGAGGUGGAGGUGGAGCGUGCGGUGCUGAAGCUCAGCGACCCGAGGAAGAACGCAGACAGGAUCGCCAGUCUUGAGAGUCGCCUCAACGACCGCGCACAUGAGCUUGCGCAGGAACGACUGAGCGGGGAUCGCGGCUACCUUGACGUCGAGCUAGCUGGAGUUUCGUCCGCUGAUCUUCCUCUUGAUGAGGACCCAAAGUUCCACCAGAUGGAGGUGGAACGUGCGAAGCUGAAAGAGCGGGACCCCGUGAGUAAUGCCUACCGCAUCCGCGAUCUAGAGGAGAAGCUGAACGUGCGGGCGCAGGAACUGGCGCAGAGGGUACUUGAAGAGGAUCUCAAAGGCAUUGACACGGAGCCCGAGGAUGUGCCACUUGUGCUGCUUCAUCCGCACAAGGACCCUGAGUUUGCUUCGUUUCUUCCUGACCUUCGUCGUCUCAAAAAGAACUCUGGGCGGAACGCCGCGCCAAUCUCGGCUGUACAGAACAAGAUGAACGACAGGGUACAUGAGCUGGCGAGGGAAAUGAUUACUGAGGGCCGGAAUUCCCUUGAUCCCGAACCGGAAGGUGUGCCACUUGGGUAUCUUCCACUUGGCACGGACAAACAGUUUGGUGAGCUGGAGAAGAAGCUGUAUGCCCUGCAGGCAGCGCCACGGCGGAAUGACGGUGCUAUUGCGAAUCUGAGGGAACGGCUGAAUGACCGUGCCCACGAGCUGGCAAAGGAGAAGAUUCAGGGUGACCGCGGCUUCCUGGAGCCGGAGCCGGAGGGCAUUCCGCUUUCCGACCUUCCCCUCGACUCGGAUGAGAAGUUCCACAAGAUGGAGACGGAGCGAGCCAAAUUGAAAGAGAAUCCUGCGAAGAAUGCAGAUGCGAUAGCUCGUAUGGAGAAAGACCUGAAUGAUCGUGUCCACGAGAUGGCGAAGGAACUAAAGGAGGAGGUUCGUGCCUUUUUGAACACCACAUCCUAUGGUAUCUCGAAGGAGCUUCUGCCUCUUGACAAGGACCGCAACUUCCAGGGCAUGGAGCAGCAGUUACGAAAGCUUGGGCGCAACCCUCGCCAAAAUGCGGCUGCUAUUGAAAGUCUUCGGGAAAUGUUGCAAGACCGUGCCGAUGAGCUGGGCCUGCAGAUGCUAAGGGGUGAUCGUCCCAAUUAUCUUGAGCCUGAAUACGAGGGCGUUGAGCCUGUGGAUGUUCCUGUCGAUGAUGACAAGGUGUUUGCCGAGUUGGAGCUUGAGCGGGCCAUUGUGAAGGCAAAGGAUCCCCAGUCGAUCAGCGAUAAGAUUGAAGAGCUGGAGGGGAAGCUGAGGGAUCGUUUUCACGAGCUGGCGAAGGAGCGCAUCAGGCGAGAUCGGUUGUUUUUGGACUCUGAACCCGAGGGCAUUCCCCUUGAGAGCGUUCCGCUCAACGACGACGCGGAUUUUAGGCGUCUGGAGGGGCAGCUUCGGAAGCUCUCUCGUGAUAUGAGGCGCAACGGUCCCGACAUUUCAGACACGCGCGAUCGCCUGAACGAUCGUGCCCACGAACUUGCAAGGGGUGUCGUGGCCGACGACAUGAGGUGUUUGAAGGAUACCUACAGGGGAAUCCCGAAGGAAGAUUUGAAUCUACACAAGGACGCUAAGUUCAGGGAUCUGGCCAAUGGACGGCGGAGGGCGGCACGCAGCAGGGGUGCGCUUCCUGCUGAACUCACAGCUAUUGAAGGAGCCAUGGAUGCAAGGGCCUGCGAAAUCGCCGAUAAUUGUAUUAAUUAUGGACGUGCAUUUUUGGACCGUGAACCGGAAGGUAUGGACCUGGCGGAUGUUCCACUUGACAAUGAUGGUCGUUUUGCCGCCAUGGAAGCAGAGCGUCGGAAGCGGACAAAGGAUCCCCGCUCCUCUAGACGCAACAAGGACAUGAUACGUGACCUCGAGGAUGACAUGAUUGCCCGCUCGCAUGCUCUUGCUCUCGAGGAAUUUGCCAAGAUGCGUGGAUUCAUGGAUCAAGAGCCGGAGGGAGUUCCACUGAAGGAGAUCCCACUUGACGUGGAUCCCGAGUUCCGGCAAGCGGAGGUGGCUCGCUACCGGAUGCGCAAGGACCCGCACCACUCACCAGAGGAGGUGGCCAAGUUGGAAGAUGCGAUGAACGACCGCGCGCGGAGGCUAGCCAAGGCCAUUCUUGCGAAGAACCGUGGCUUCCUUGACCCUGAGCCGUGUGGCGUGCCCCUGGCAGAGUUGCCGCUUAACACGGAUGAGGAGUUCAACAAGCUUGCGGCGGAGCGCUACCGGCUGAAGCGAAGCAACAAAAAGGACAAUAAUCCCGAAGUGAAGGGGAUUGAGAAUGAAAUGAAUGAUCGUGUGCAUGCACUUGCAAGAGAGCACCUUCGAAAGGCACGGGCCUUCUUGAAUCCCGAGCCCGAGGGUGUGCCACUGGAAGAUGUACCACUUGGCCGUGAUCCCAGGUUUCUUGACAUGGAGCGUGGCCUCGCAAAGCUGCGCAAUGAUCCGAAUGCCUCCGCCGAAACAUUGAGUUCCCUCGAAGAAGAUUUGAACUUGCGUGCGCAUGAGGUCGCAAGGGAGUUUCUCAAAAAGGAAAGGGCAUAUCUCGACCCCGAGCCCCUCGGCGUCCUCGUGGAAGAUCUUCCUCUCAAUCACGACCCCAUUCUUAACGCCUUGGAGCGCAAGCGCCGUGAGCUCAAAAAGGACCCUAAACGAAAUGGGGAUUCUAUUCGUGGAUGUGAAGACGACAUACAUGACCGUGUGAGGGCGAUUGCGAAGGAGUUUCUGGACAACGAGCGUCGGUUCCUUGAUCCAGAGCCCGAGGGCGUCUUGCUUCGUUAUUUGCCUCUUAAUCUUGACAAGAAAUUUCGUUUACUGGAAUUGAAGCGACGUGAAAAGCUUCGUUUACCUUUUUUGAAAAAUGAAGAUCAUUCUCUAAGAAGGCUUGAGAGGAAAAUGAACGAUCGAGCGCAUACGUUGGCAAAAGAAAUUUUAGCGAGGAACCACGCGUUUCUCGAUCCUGAACCCCUUGGUGUACCGCUUGACGAUUUACCACUGAAUACCGAUGAGAAAUUCCGUCGUAUUGAUGAAGUUUUGUGCAUUCAUGCCAUGGAUACACAUAUGGAUCAGUCGACGUGGAAAGAGCUUCAAAAUGAGUUAAAUGGCCGUGCUUUUGAGUUGGCAAGUGAGCUACUGAACGAAGAACGUUCUUUUUUACCUUUAUCGCCUUUUGGGAUCCCAUUGGAGGAGCUUUCUUUAAACAAUGACUUGCCUCUGCGCACCAUUGAGCGUGCAAGACGAGCAAAGCGUUGGCAAAUGCUUGAUGAUGCGGAGGAGAAGCAGAUGAUUUUUGAACGUGUUUUAAAGAUUGCGGACGGUGUUUUGGCGAACGAUCGUGAGUACUUGCAGCCUAAUCCUUGGAAAGUUUCUUUGACGCAACUUCCACUAGACAGAGACGAUGUGUUUCAUUCACUUGAAUUGGAGCGACGCAGACUGAAGAAGAACCCCGCGGCAAACAGAGAUGAGAUCCGAAAAAUUGAGAAUGCCUUGAAUGAUCGGGAAUUACGGCUGGCCGAAGAAUUUAUUCAAAAUGAACGUGCAUUUCUGGAGCGAGAGCCGGAGGGCGUACCCUUGGAACUGUUGCCUCUUGACUUGGAUAAUACUUUCCAUGAAAUGGAGUUGGAGCGGCGGCAACUACGGCAAAAUCCAAAAAUCAGCGAAGAAGCAAUAGAAGAAUAUGAAGAAAAGAUGCGGGACCGUGUACGCGCAUUGGCACUUGAGUACCGCGGCUGGCAAGACGAGGAAUUCCAUGAAUCGAAUAAGCAUAUGGCGGAGGAGUGGCCACGUAUCUGUGAGCUUUACCCAGAGGGUAUCCGUGACCCGGUGGUGCCGGAGAAAACGCUUCCAUCACAAGUUUCUUCUGCACCACUUGAACUGGGAUAUUUGGCUCCAUUCAUUGCCGCCAUGAGUAGGCAUCCUCCACUUAUUGACCGUCUUUUCGAUUCAAAAGAACAUCCUGUGAACGGCCCAUAUUCGUUUAUUUUUUAUGAUCCUAACAGCAACCCGGUGCGCGUCGAAAUUGACGACCGUGUUCCAGUGGACGCAAACAUGGAACCGAAGUUUACACGAGUCCCGAAACGGUCAUGGUAUCCGCUAUUGCUGGAGAAGGCCUACGCGAAGUUUGUUGGUGGGUACUCCCGGCUUGAUCAAUGCACACCGCAUGAGACGUUGCGGGACUUGACGGGUUGCCCGGUGCUUCACAUCCCUCUUGACGACAAACUAGCGGAGGCCGCCAACACGGGUGAUUUUAGGUCGGCACAGUUCUGGCGUGAGAUUCAUUCUGAUCUUGCCAAGGGUGAUGUCAUUACGUGCAUGUCUAACGUGGAUGCGGGGGACGGCAUCCAUCCGCUGUGCAGUUACGCCCUCUUUGCGGUUAUUGAAACCGUGAAGGAGUCAAAUGAUCCCGCAGACAUUGUGAUAAAGCUGCACAACUGCUACUUUGAUGAGCCGUUUUAUAGCGGACCUCUCAACCGGAACGACGGAUUCUGGAAAAAAGAAUUGAGGGACGUUUGUGGCUCUGAUCCCUCUCGUGUUGAUCACUUGUUCAUACCCCUCUUGACUUUCCUGAAUAAUUUCUCAAGCAUGCAGCGGUGCAACGUUAACUGCGGCGAUCGUCUCACUUCUGCCGGUAAGUGGAAUAGAAUGACUUGUGGAGGCAAUCCGAAGUUUACGACGUUCCGAAACAAUCCGAUUUAUUUGGUGGAGAACAAAUCCUCUCGUCCAGUGAGAAUUCUGGCUGAAUUACGUCACCAAACGCCGUCCUUUUCAGAUAGUGAUGGCUUGAACCACUACCACCAGACGGGAUUGGUUUUGAUGCAAUCUGUACAUGCCAAGAUGGCACCGACUCCGCUCAUCACAAGUAGCACACACCGGUUUAUUCAAAAGGGUAUGAUGCUGGACGCGAGGGAGGUAUGCUCGCAAAUGGAACUUCCACCCAGUACGACAUGUUAUCUUAUCCCGUACACCAUGAAGCGUGGCUGUCACGGUAAGUUCAAUAUUUCUGUUUAUCCCGGGAUGGCAAAGGUGACGUUGACACCGUUGCGAUACGCCGGCCUCAAGCGCGAACCGCUUGUCGUGGAUUUUGUGCUGAAAAGUGGUCUCAAUAGCUCUUCCCGUGUAUCUUUGCAAGUGAGUGAUCCGUGUGAUGUUCAUGUUUUAUUGGGACAGGUGAAGCGUCGUGGAAAUGUGAAUCCUCUUGUUGAUUUUCUAGCCGAUGACGCGGUGAAGUUGACUGUAUUUGAUAAUUAUGGCAUAAAACUAGCGUCUACAGGGGAUGCGACGAAUGCUCGUGAACAGGCUUUAGUUUUGCAGCUUUCCAAAAAUUGUCUGUUGAAUUUUGUGGCAGAGCGAGUGAACCGUAAAGGGGGCGGUGACUGUCCCUGUUCAUUGUAUUUCUUCACUCCGCCCAAGAUUCUGGCGAAAAUUGUUUCUUUGCCCCCUCUCAAUCCCGUAGCGGCCAAGCCCGGCGUCGCUGUCGGUGGAUGGACACCGCGUGGCGUCUCCACGAGUUCCUGCGAGUCGGCUGAUUUUCAGAAUUAG